AUACAGAGACACACAAAGACAACUGGCCACCGCUGUCAACAGUGUGACAAAGCCUUCCUCUCACAACAUGAUCUAAGGAGUCAUCUGAGAUCUCACACUGGAGAGAGACCAUACAUCUGUGACCAGAGUGGAAAAGCAUUUUCACGGAAGACUUACCUUAACCAUCACCAAGAAAUUCACAGAGGAAAGAAACAAUACAGCUGUGACCAAUGUGGAAAAAGUUUCACUAGGGAGAAAAACUUAAAUGACCAUCGACAAAUUCAUACAGGAGAAAAACCAUACAGUUGCGAUCACUGCAGGAAAAGUUUUACUAGCAAGAGUUCCUUAAACAGACAUCGACAAAUUCAUAUAGGAGAGAAACCUUACAGCUGUGAUUCCUGCAGAAAAAGUUUCACUAGCAAGAGUUCCUUAAACAGACAUAGACAAAUUCAUGCAGGAGACAAACCUUACAGCUGUGACCUCUGUGGAAAAAGUUUCACUGAAAACAGUUCCAUAAGCAAGCACCGACAAAUUCAUACAGGAGAGAAACCAUACAGCUGCGAUCAAUGUGGAAAAAGUUUCACAUGGAAGAAUAAUUUAAAAAGGCAUCAACGAAUUCAUACAGGAGAGAAACCUCACAGCUGUGAUUACUGUGGAAAAGGUUUCAGCAGCAAGAGGUCCCUAAACAGGCAUAGACAAAUUCAUACAGGAGAAAAACCUUACAACUGUGACCUCUGUGGAAAAAGCUUCAUUUGGAAGAAUAACUUAAAAGAGCAUCGACGAAUUCAUACAGGAGAGAAACCAUACAGCUGCGAUCACUGUGGGAAAAGUUUCACAUGGAGGAGUUACUUAAAUCAGCACCGACGAAGUCAUACAGGAGAAAAACCGUACAGCUGUGACCUCUGUGGAAAAACUUUCGCUAGGGAGAAUAACUUAAAUGAGCAUCGACAAAUUCAUACAGGAGAGAAACCAUACAGCUGUGAUCACUGUGGAAAAACUUUCACUUUGAAGAGAAGCUUAAAUGAGCAUCGACGACUUCAUACAGAACAACCUUACAGCUGUGAUUACUGCAGAAAAAGUUACACUACCAAGAAGUCCUUAAACAAGCAUCGACAAAUUCACACAGGAGAGAUACCUUACAGCUGUGACCUCUGUGGAAAAAGUUUCAUUUGGAAGAAUAGCCUAACUGAGCACCGACAAAUUCAUACAGGAGAGAAACCAUACAGCUGUGAUCACUGUGGAAAAAGUUUUACAUGGAGGAAUUACCUAAAUCGGCACCGACGAAUUCAUACA
Molecule: messenger RNA, 1272 nt
Organism: Monopterus albus (swamp eel)
Lineage: Eukaryota; Metazoa; Chordata; Actinopteri; Synbranchiformes; Synbranchidae
Product: zinc finger protein 595-like
Exons: 2
Biological process (GO): regulation of transcription by RNA polymerase II
Cellular component (GO): nucleus
Molecular function (GO): RNA polymerase II cis-regulatory region sequence-specific DNA binding; DNA-binding transcription activator activity, RNA polymerase II-specific
Source: RefSeq, a predicted model, not a curated record